CCAAGCUCCAACCUGUCGGCGUGCAUGUGAACAAUUUCGUCGACUCCACAGGCAGCAACACCAAUGCACCCCUGAACUGCCAACGCCUUUACAGAAGAGUAUUUUGCCGACAGGACCAGUGCUGCAUACAAGUCACACGACACCACCAGGCGUCAACAACCACAACAACACCAGAGCAUCUACGACCUCCACCACCACAGCCUACCAUGGCGCCCCUAAAGAUCUCCAUACCAAAUGCACACACAAAGACCCCCGACUCCGGCAAACCUUACACAGAAUACACAAUCAAAAUCGACCACCCCUUCCCGCGCGCAACAUGCUCGGUGUCAAAACGCUACACCGACUUCUCCAACCUCGACUCCGCGCUGCGCUCCUCGGUCGCCGCACCACCCGCCUCCCUCCCGCCAAAAUCAUGGUCUCUCUUCGGACUCGGCAGCUCGCUCGGGUCAACAGAGCAGAUCGAGAAGCGGCGGCAGGGGCUUGAGGAAUAUCUACGCGCGAUCGAGAACAGCGAGGAUGCGCGGUGGAAGAGCUGCAAGGCGUACAGGGAGUUUUUGGGACUAGAUGACGAGGGGGCGAAGAAGUUGGCCAGCUUCCCUGGGAGUCAGUUUGGCAAGGACCGUGUGAGGGACAGCAGCGACUGGCUCGACAAACACGCCGAAGUCAAGUCAUCUCUACAGGAUGCGCGGCGCUGGCUAACAGCACGUGAACAAGCCACCGCGGCUUCGGCCCAGCACGACGCCGCCGCAAACGCAAAACGCUCUCUCCUGCGCGCGGGCUCGCUUCUCUCCGCGCUCGAGGAAGGCCUGCGGCGCCUCAGCGGGACAAGCGGCGAUGAGUGGAGCGGGGAGAAACUCGGUGACGGCGAGGUACGCAGGCGGAAAGACAUGAUAGGCAGUUCGCGCAAAGAGCGUGACGGCCUCGAAAGCGUCCUGAACACCAUGGCCGCCAAAGCCGCCCUCAGCGGUUCCGGAACCCUCUCCACACCCUCGACUUCCAGCGCCGCCGUCACCGCCGAGCAGAAAGCCGGGCUCUUCAAAGGAAGUUCGAAACCCUCCGGCCGCCGCGUGCUGGGUGGUGCGCCCGUGGAAACGGAGCGCACGCGUGAGCUUGAUAACGAGGGGGUUUUGCAGUUGCAGAAGCAGAUUAUUCAAGAGCAGGAUGCGGAUUUGGUAGAUUUGUCGACGGUGGUGAAGAGGAUGAGGCAGAUGGGGGUGGCUAUUAAUGAGGAGAUUGUGGAGCAGAAUGCGAUGCUCGGGUUGUUGGAGGAGGAUGUCGAGAGGGUGGACGGGAAGAUUCGGAUUGCGAAGAAGAGAAUUGACAAGAUUCGUUAGGUAGGGCGAUGAUGAUGGAGCGUGGGGUGUGGGAUGUGGGAUGUAGGGUUUGUGCAUUAUAGCGGGCGUUUUGGGUGGUGUAUAAAGCGAGUGAGUAAUUGGAUACCCUUGAGUUCGAUUGUGUGCUAGAGUGCAGAGAAGCUGAUGUGACACGUAUAAGUCGCCAUAUCGAUACAGCGUACAAGAGGCCAUUUCCAGGCCAAAGAGUGAGUCAAACGGGCUGAGCAAUGACCAUAGUUGCUGCAUCUGAGUACACUGCCAGCAAUUCGCCCCCGUUCGUCUUACACGAACCUCUUCACCAAGCCAAACUCCAAACUGCCUACACUCCCAUAUUCUAC
This is a messenger RNA of Macroventuria anomochaeta, 1672 nucleotides long. RefSeq lists its product as uncharacterized. Lineage: Eukaryota; Fungi; Ascomycota; Dothideomycetes; Pleosporales; Didymellaceae. The record is from RefSeq and is a predicted model, not a curated record. Gene Ontology annotation, molecular function: phosphatidylinositol binding. The transcript has a single exon. Gene Ontology annotation, cellular component: intracellular membrane-bounded organelle. Bases 207 to 1334 code for a protein of 375 amino acids.